Nelumbo nucifera (sacred lotus) is the source of this 2950-nucleotide messenger RNA. RefSeq lists its product as uncharacterized. Lineage: Eukaryota; Viridiplantae; Streptophyta; Magnoliopsida; Proteales; Nelumbonaceae. The record is from RefSeq and is a predicted model, not a curated record.
CGAAAAUCAAACUAAAGCCGAACAGCCGCUGCAGGGCGGAUGGGCGAUGCAUCAAUAGUUGCAUGCAUUAUUGAAGAUUUGAAGUUGUGUUUCCUUGCAUUCUUCUCAACACUGUCGUCAGAAUUUUAAAAGUGGGUCCCACACAUUUAGCGGUGCGUAUCGAUCCCCGGAACAUUACGUGGCAAAUUAGUUCGGACCCAACAGUCGGUGUGAGCGUCCCCGCUGGAUGCUGCAGUUAGUAGCACCAGUCUCUUGGAACUUGGAAGCAGAAGCACAGUUGUUCAUAAUGUGUUUGUUUAUAACCGUUUGUAAUGAAAAAGGGCCUGAUAUUGGACGUUCAAUAAUGUCUUUGGAUCCUUUAAUUAUCUCCAGGAAACCAUCUUCAACACCUUCACCACCUUUUGCACUUCGUUUCCGAGAUUCUCGCAAGCUCAGGCUCGCCUCAAGAUGCUCCCCACAUCCCAGACUGCGUUUCAGGCUCGUGGUCCAAUCUCUCGGUAACAGAUGGAAAUUAAAUGACAUCGACAUAAUUCCAGAAAGAUUAAAUUUGUGGCUGCUAAAGACCCAAAGCUUUUUGAAUGGUGUUGCUCAUCCAAUUGUUCGAACAAGGCAGGUCAGAAAACCUGAUAUUAAAAAUGCAAUGGAUUCUGAAGAAAUUGAAGAAAUCUUUAUUGCAGAGCAAACUAUUGAGAGAAGAACACCAAAAGGAAAUCUUUCUUUAACUGCUAUUGUUUCCAUUGAGCAGUUCAGCAGGAUGAAUGGAAUGACAGGGAAAAUAAUGCAGAAAAUAUUUGAGGAACUUGUUCCUGAGUCUGUACGGAAUGAUGCCCGCAACUUAGUGGAGUAUUGUUGCUUCAGGUUCUUGUCAAGAGAUAGUUCUGAUAUUCAUCCUUGCUUGAAGGGACAUGCAUUCAGAAGACUUCUUUUCAUAACAAUGCUUGCAUGGGAGAAUCCUUACAGUGAAGGCAUUGUUUCACAUGUCAAUGCUUCGGGAAGUACUUCCUUGCAGAUGAAGCUUGUAAGAGAAGAGGCUUUUGUUCGUAUAGCUCCAGCUGUUGCUGGUCUGGCUGAUAGAUUAACAGUAUACAGUCUUUACAAGGCACUUGCGGGAGAAGAACAGGGGAUCUCUUUAAGCUCGUGGACUAUGUAUAUUGAAGAAAUUCUCAAGGUUCAUGAAGGGCGGAAGUCAUACCAGACACGAGAAACACCCAUACUUUCUGAUGAACAAAUCUUAUGUGUUGGUUCUAGCAGUAAGCAACCUGUUCUAAAAUGGGAAAAUAGCAUUGCUUGGCCUGGAAAACUUAUAUUGACAGAUAAAGCACUCUAUUUUGAGGCAGUUGGUCUGAUAAAUCAGAAAGAAGCUAGUAGGUUGGAUCUUACAAGACAUGGUUCAAGGGUGGAGAAAGCAAGAGUUGGACCUUUGGGAUGUGAACUUUUUGACUCUGCUGUCUCUGUUUCAUCUGGUCCCCAGUCAGAAACUUGGUUGUUAGAAUUUGUUGAAUUUGGUGGUGAAAUGAGACGAGAUUUGUGGCAUGCUUUUAUUAGUGAAUUAAUUGCCUUGCAUGAGUUUAUACGUGAAUAUGGACCAGAGGAUGGUGAUCAAUCAGUUAAUUAUGUAUAUGGUUCUCAUAAAGGGAAAACAAGAGCUACCAUAAGUGCAAUUAACAGUGUUGCCAGACUACAGGCACUUCAUUUUAUUCAGAAGUUAUCAGAAGAUCCUGCUAAACUUGUUCAGUUCGCAUAUUUGAGAAAUACACCUAAUGGUUAUGUAGUUUGCCAGGCAUUGGCUGUAAACUUUUGGGGUGGACCACUAGUUAAAAAAUUUGCAGAGUCAGACCAUGUAGAAAUGAAAGGAACAAGGCCUUCAAAUGAGGUCUCUGGUAGUAUUCAUGUCUUUGACAUAGAUGGAAGUGUUUACUUGCAGAAGUGGAUGAAAUCUCCAUCUUGGGCAACUAAUGCAUCAGUUACCUUCUGGAAAAAUUCUUCAAUAAGACAAGGUCUAGUUUUGAAUAAAAAUCUUGUUGUGUCUGAUAUGACUCUUGUAGAAAAGGCAGCAAUAACUUGCAAAGAGAAAAGUCAGGUUAUUGAGAAAACACAAGCUACUAUUGAUGCUGCAAUGCUGAAAGGGAUCCCCAGUAACAUUGAUCUUUUCAAGGAGCUUAUGCUUCCAUUUGUGGUUGUUGCCAACAAUUUUGAAAAGCUUAGGCACUGGGAGGAGCCACAUUUGACAGUGUCUUUUCUUGCAGUUGCCUAUACCAUAAUCUUUAGAAACCUGCUUUCAUAUGCAUUUCCUGUUGCAUUGAUGAUUCUAGCAGCUGUCAUGCUGUUGUUAAAGGAGCUUAAAGAGCAAGGUCGUCUAGGAAGAUCUUUCGGGAAAAUUAUAAUACAUGAUCAGCCACCUUCAAGUACAAUUCAAAAGAUCAUAGCUUUGAAAGAGGCAAUGAUUGACUUAGAAAAUUACCUGCAGAAUCUGAAUGUUGCACUUCUAAAAAUUCGUACAAUUUUUCUGCCAGGUCAACCCCAGAUAACAGCUGAGGUUUCUCUGGUACUGUUGGCUGUUGCAUUUAUUCUCCUUGUUGUUCCUUUCCGCUUCGUCCUUGCAUUUUUACUUCUUGAUCUGUUCACACGGGAGCUUGGGUUUCGUAGAGAAAUGGUUAUAAGGUUCUCAAGCUUCUUGAAGGAACGUUGGGAUAGUGUACCUGCAGCUCCUGUGGUUAUAUUACCAUUUGAGAGUGAUAAAGCUGGGUCUGCUGAUCUAAGCAAGGCAAUUGAUGGUCAAGGACAAUUAGAGAUAACAGACUUCACCCAAAAGUCCAGACCUACUUAAUUGUAUCAUUUUCAUGGUUGUACAGGACUAUAUCUAUUACCUUAUAAAAAGGAGAGUUUCUUCCUCCAUUCAAACUUUUGUAUUGGUUUCCCUACCUUUCCUUCAAACCAAAUACAGCCUUAA